Messenger RNA from Penicillium daleae, 234 nucleotides. RefSeq lists its product as uncharacterized. The transcript has 2 exons. NCBI's taxonomy places the organism in Eukaryota, Fungi, Ascomycota, Eurotiomycetes, Eurotiales, Aspergillaceae. The record is from RefSeq and is a predicted model, not a curated record. The coding region runs from base 1 to 234 and encodes 77 amino acids.
AUGGCUCCCGGUCUAUCUACUCUUGUUGACGGUCAACGCAACGAUCUAUAUACGGGUCAUGGAGGUCACUGGUCAAUUAUGGCUCUUCUGACUGUAAUUGCAUCCGGUCUUUCCGUUGGUUCUUCUUGUGUUUUGUUGAUUAUGUACAAGUUUGUCAAUCUGGAAAAGGUGAAACAGGAGCACAAUCAAAUGAUGAGUGCUCACCAUCGCUUUCUCCAUUCUCAGGAACCAUAA